This is a messenger RNA of Oncorhynchus mykiss (rainbow trout), 2020 nucleotides long. The record is from RefSeq and is a predicted model, not a curated record. NCBI's taxonomy places the organism in Eukaryota, Metazoa, Chordata, Actinopteri, Salmoniformes, Salmonidae.
GAAGAGAACUUUCAAAGAAUCACGAGCCAGGCGGGAAAGUUGGUUAUUCGUUCUGACCAAUCAAUUCACUCGUGUAGCAACGCCGCUGCGGAGUGUCUACAGCGGAGAGGGACGAGGAAGCGAACAUAUUAGUCUAUAAGAUAAACGAGUUAUUUUUCUUCUUCCAAUUUUAUACCCAAGGAGAUACUUCAGCGUAAACCAAGAACGAUGACUGGUUCGAACGAGUACAAACUGAACCAGGGACCAGAGGACAGUAUCUCUGCUGUGAAGUUCAGCCCCAGUACAGGCCAGUUCCUUCUAGUGUCCUCUUGGGACUGUACUGUCCGGCUCUACGAUGUGGCAGGAAACUCCAUGAGGAUCAAGUAUUCUCACCUGGCACCUGUGCUGGAUUGUGCUUUCUAUGACCCUACACAUGCCUGGAGCGGAGGCUUGGACACGCAGUUGAAAACCCACGACUUGAAUACAGAUCAAGAUACAAUAGUUGGGACACACGACGCCCCCAUUCGCUGUGUGGAAUACUGUCCAGAGGUCAACGUCAUGGUAACAGGUAGCUGGGAUAGGUCAGUCAGGCUGUGGGACCCCAGGACCCCCUGCAACGCUGGCACCUUCACACAACCUGAAAAGGUGUACACCCUCUCUGUGGCUGGUGACCGGCUGAUAGUGGGGACAGCAGGGAGGAGGGUGUUGGUCUGGGACCUGAGGAAUAUGGGCUACGUCCAGCAGAGGAGAGAGUCCAGUCUGAAAUACCAGACACGAGCCAUCAGGGCCUUCCCUAACAAACAGGGCUACGUCCUGAGCUCCAUAGAAGGACGUGUUGCUGUGGAGUACCUGGACCCCAGCCAGGAAAUGCAGAAGAAGAAGUACGCCUUCAAGUGCCACCGGCUGAAGGAGAACGGCAUAGAACAGGUCUAUCCCGUCAACGCCAUCUCCUUCCACGGUGUCCACAACACCUUCGCCACAGGUGGCUCAGACGGCUUUGUGAACAUCUGGGACCCUUUCAACAAGAAGCGCCUGUGUCAGUUUCACCGCUACCCCACGUCUAUCGCCUCCCUGGCCUUCAGUAACGACGGCUCCACGCUGGCCAUCGCCUCCUCUUACAUGCAAGAGCAGGGAGACAUCAGCCACCCGGAGGACACCAUCUUCAUCCGUCAGGUCACAGACGCAGAGACGAAGCCCAAGUGAGUUCGGGACAAGUCCUCCUGUCUGAUUCACACGGAUGGGGCCCGGUCUGAUUCUGAAACCGUGCUGCCUCGGGUAGUUUCUUUUCACGUUGUCUUCUUUCGGCACUGUUAGCUACAGCAACCACGAUACAGGAUUUACUUCAUGGUGGAUCCAGGCCAGCCCAGUACGGCUCGGCUCGGUUCGGCCCUAUAGUGUGAAGCAGAACAUCUGGUCCACAUCCCGGUGGUCUUGUCUGGACUGCAACGCCACACUGCCCCUCACACUUUUUUUGGUACAUAUGAAUGGCAGCAUUGACCAGGGAGCAGGCAGCUGGUAUUUAUCUGGCCAUCUAGCUCUCGCUCUCUUUAGCUCUCUCCAACUUUUUCAAUAUCCCCGUAGUUGACAGACCGAUGAGGACUUGACAAAAUGGCUGCCUCCUGAUCUGUAUGUGGAUGUGUGGCUCCAGGAGAGUCCUGAAGACAGCUGAAUGGCUCCAUCUAUACAAAACAACCUUCGCUGACCUUUGUUCAUCUGCCUAUAUUUGUUGGAUUUAAAAUUUUUUUUUUUUUUUUUUUACUGUUCCCAUUUAUUUGUACUUUAAAAAUGAAACGUGAAGCUUUAUUAACAAAUGUAAAAGGACUACACCCAUGUGUUUUCAGUUGUAUCUAGCCCCGCCCCCCUCAUAAACAGGUGAAAUUAGGUUGUAUCUAGCCCCGCCCCUCUAAUAAACUGGUGAAAUUAGGUUGUCUAGCCCCGCCCCUCUCAUAAACAGGUGAAAUUAGGUUGUAUCUAGCCCCGCCCCUCUAAUAAACUGGUGAAAUUAGGUUGUGUCUAGCCCCGCCCCUCUCAUAAACAGGUG